CCUUCUCUCACGUAACAUUGCAUCCCGGCUCCUUGAAAUCCCUACUGAAUUUGGAGAACUUGUCUCUUGGUGUCUGACGUGCUUUCCUGGAACAGUGUGAUGUUGACGACAUAGCCCCGUCCCUCCACUUGACAAUAAGUUUGCUUGUCUCAUUGCCCUUGAUUAUUCAGUGGUGAGUAAGAAGAGAAGUGGAAAGCCUUUCCUACCCCAGUUUAUUAUAUGUUUCACGCCUAGGCUCUUUUAUAAUGCCACUUGUGAAUAAAUUGAUCAGAUUAGCAUGAAUCACCUGGCUGGCCAAUAGAGACUGGAAUGAUUCUCCACGUGUGACUUGGUUGCAUUAUUACAAAAUGUGGCAGGAUAGACCUGCCCAGCCAUCGUUGCUGAUGCUCAUUUGUAAUGCUGUCUUAAGGAGAUGAGGCGAUGAGAGCAAAUUGUUCCAGCAGCUCAGCCUGCCCUGCCAACAGUUCGGAGGAGGAGCUGACUGUGGGACCGGAGGCACAUGGGAGCCUGGAACUUGUUUUCACAGUGGUGUCAGCUGUUAUGAUGGGUCUGCUCAUGUUCUCCUUGGGAUGCUCUGUGGAGAUCCGAAAGCUCUGGUGGCACAUCAGGAGACCAUGGGGCAUUGCUGUGGGACUGCUCUGCCAAUUUGGGCUCAUGCCUUUGACAGCCUAUCUCCUGGCCAUCAGCUUCUCUCUGAAGCCAGUCCACGCUAUUGCUGUUCUCAUCAUGGGGUGCUGUCCCGGGGGAACCAUCUCGAACAUUUUCACCUUCUGGGUUGAUGGAGAUAUGGAUCUCAGCAUCAGUAUGACAGCCUGUUCCACAGUGGCCGCCCUGGGAAUGAUGCCACUCUGCCUUUACCUCUACACCUGGUCCUGGGAUCUUGCGCAGAACCUCACCAUUCCCUAUCAGAACAUAGGAAUUACCCUUGUGUGCCUGACCAUUCCUGUUGCCUUCGGUAUCUGUGUGAAUUACAGGUGGCCAAAACAAUCAAAACUCAUUCUCAAGGUUGGGGCCGUGGUUGGUGGGGUCCUCCUUCUGGUGGUCACAGUUGCUGGUGUGGUGUUAGCGAAGGGAUCGUGGAAUUCAGACACCACCCUUCUGACCAUCAGUUUCAUCUUUCCUCUGAUCGGCCAUGUCACAGGCUUUCUGCUGGCACUUCUUACCCAUCAGUCUUGGCAAAGGUGCAGGACAAUUUCCUUGGAAACCGGAGCUCAGAAUAUUCAGAUGUGCAUCACCAUGCUCCAGUUGUCUUUCACAGCCGAGCACUUGGUUCAGAUGUUUAACUUCCCAUUGGCCUAUGGACUCUUCCAACUUGUGGAUGGAGUUCUCAUUGUUGCAGCAUAUCAGAUAUACAAGAGGAGACUGAAGAACAGACCCAGAAAAAGGAACCCAGAUUGUGCAGAAGUCUGCCAUGACAAAAAAUGCAGAGAGGCCAGUGCUUUCUUGGAGGUGCAUGAAGAAGCUGCUGGAACCCUUGAGCCAUCAGGACCAAUGGAUCGCCACAGGGCUCUGGAGCCCAUUGGCCACGUCACUUCAUGUGAAUAGUGGGGACUUGCUGGCCAGAGUGUGGUCUUCUGUCUUCCUCAGUGAUGGGUAAAGACGGGGCCGCGCGGAUGCAAUCUCCUUGGUUGGCAGGACCUGUGUGAAUAGUUAAGUGUCAGAUGUUAGAAUACUUAUAUUUUUGUGUGGAUUGUGCAAUGUCAUAGGAUCACUUUUUGAGAGUGUAUUCUGCCCAUUUCAGGGAGUUUUGGGGGGUUUACACUGGGUUUUUCCUAGCUGCUGUGUGUGUUCUUGUUGUCCCAUGAGGUGAAUAGUGCCACCUGGCAGGAGGUAAUGCCCUUUAUUAUGUAAAGUUGUCUCUUGUUUGGAUUUUAAUCUAAUGACAGGACUCUGUGUAGAGGUGAUAUCAUCUCUGCCAGGCAAGGUAGGGUCUGGAUCCACAUAACUUCCUGACUUUGGGCAGGUCCUUGGGAGUACAAGGGAGGACACAGUUGUGAAAAAUGGGGCCCUUUUCUAAAUGAUUGUUUCUUAAGGGCUUGAAUACCUUUUUGAUUAUAGAUGUAAUAUAAGCUUAGAGGGAAUUUGAAGUAAACAGGUUAAAAAGUGUAUGAAUUCCUCAUAUUUUCAUUCCCUAGAGAUAGACAUAUGUCUUUCUAAUCUUCAUGUAUAUAGACUGAGUCAUUCAAAAAAUGUUCAAUAUAUUCUGUAUUGAAAGUCAUUUGAUGACAUAUGAUAGAACAUCUCUACACUUCAGUUUGUGUUUACCUACCUCAUUCUUUAGAACAGUGGCUGCAUAGAUAUAUUGCAUUGCAUAGAAGGACUAUAAUUUAUUUAACCCAUCUUUAUAACUUUCAAUUUAUUUGGUAUUGCAGUGCUGCUACACUACCCUUGCCUGUGUGCAAGCUCAGGAGACUCCAUUCCUAUGAUUGGAUUGGGCAGGCCCGUUGCCCAUAGAAAUAUUGGACAGAUUGCUCUUUGGCAAUGUGGCGCAGCAGUACCGAGAGGGUCCAGUUUCCCAUGGUUUCACCAGUCUAAGGAAGAUUUUUUUUUUUCUUUUUGGUACUCGGGAUUGAAUCCAGGGGUGUUCUGCCACUCAGAUACAUCCCCAGCUAUUUUAUUUCUUAUUUUGAGACAGGAUCUCACUAAGUUGCCAAGGCUGGCUUCAAACUUGUACUCCAAAGAGUUUUGGUCACUUUGACUUGUGAAAACAUCUCUUUAAAAUUACAUAUUCAAAACUACAAGCAAAGUAGAGCAUUUUCCAUGAUCAUGUGCCCAUUCAUGUCCUUUGCCUGCUUUUCUGUUUUAUUUUUUCAUAGGUUGAUUUAUAGAUUUUAACAUGAUAGUGACUAUGUAUAUGUUCUAUGUAUUAUCAACGUUUUACCUAUUAUGUAUAUUAUCUCAUUUUUACAAAGUGUCUCUUGUUGUACAAUUUUGUAUUUUUUACACAUUCAGUUUUAGUAAUCUUUUUAAAAAGUUUUAAGAUGGGCCCAGUGGCACAUGACUUAAUCCAAGCUACUUGGGAGGCUGAAGCAGGAGGAUCAAAAGUUCAAGGAAACUUACCGAGACCCUGUCUCAAAUAAAAUAAAAUUUAAAAAGGGCUGGAGAUGUAGCACUUGCAUAGCCACAUGCAAGGCCCUGGGUUCCAUCCCCAUCAAUGCACAAAAAUAAAAUUAAAAAAAAUAAAGUUCAGAUACUUCUGGAUUCAGGAAGAUUUUAAAAGAUUGACACAAGUUUUGAGGAUAUAGCUCAGUGGUACAGCACUUGCCCUAGUAUGCAUGAAGCCGUAAGUUCAAUUCCCAGCACUGCCAAAAAAAACUCCUCAAAACAGGACAAAGUGUUAGGUACUAAGGAAUGGUGGAAACUGAAGCAGACAUGGAAAGGUACACACUUCCACUGUGCAUGUUUUCUUUGUCCUUAUUAACAGGACUGAGAUUUUGUUCAGUGUUGCAAAAUGCCUAGCUAAAAGUAUUUUUUUUUCUCUUGAAGUUAGAGGUGUGCAUGUGACAAAAUUCUUGCUAAUAAGAUUGAAGCAGAAGUCUGCUUAUGGUUCCUGGGGAGUCUUGCUUUCUUGCCCUAGGCACCGACAGACCCUUUCUCCUUGUCAGUUUCUAUUUCCUUUUGGAUCAUAGAUGUAAUAGCAGAGCUGCCCCAGCAAUCUAGAUCAUGAAGGGGAAAGAUCAGGAUAAUUAUAGAACUUGUGACUUAUUUUUUUUUUUCCUUUUCAUUCCUGGAGAUUGAAUUCUGAAGAUUUUAUGCAUGCUAGGCAAGUGCUCUCUCACGAGCUACACUCCCAGCCCUUUUAAAUUUUGAGUGUCUUGCUAGGUUGCUUGGACAGCCUCUAACCUUGUCUUCCUUCUGCCCCAUCCUCCUGAGUAGCUGGGAUUACAGGCAUGUGCCUCAGUGCCUGGCAAGCUGUUGACAUUCUUGAGCUAUAGAAUCAAUCCUAGCAACAGCCAACUUCUGAAAUUGUUUCCUUAAGGAAAGGAAAUAAAUCUUUCAUUUGUGUAAGCACAUUUGGUUGUUUUUUUGAUACUUGCACUCAAACACAUUCCCAAACCAGUGUAUUAAAAUUUUAUUGGUUUUAAAAUUUUAUGUGGGCUAGCCUAUAAUUUGUCACAUUUAUCUGCACCAUAACAAGGUAUCUUGAAUAUUUCUGAAUUAAGGAAAAUAGGAAUCUUUUCUUUCAUUAUCAACAAGCAUAACCGUGGUAAGCUGUUCUUUUAAUUUCUUGGAUUUAUCACAUUACAUUUCAAUAACUAGUUAUUUUUAAAUGAAGAGAUCUGGCAGGCUGCUCUGAAGCCACAGAUUUAAAAAAAAGUCUUAUCUCUUCUCAACACACAUUUUUCUCCUGUUUAUCAUAACAAUUCAGAAACAUCUAUACUAAUGACAUGUACCAUAGUUUUGAUUUUGAGAUAAAAUUAUGUUUUUAAUUCUCUAGUGCUCAGGAUUAUACUAAGAUACCAUUUGUUUUUUAAUUAACACACAUUCCUUGUUCAUAAUAAUGGGAUUCAAUGUUACAUCUCCAUACAAGCAUACAGCAUGCCCUGAUCAUAUCCAUCCACCCUUGCCCUCACCCCACUUUCUCAGUCCUUAGUAAGUAUCAUUCUUUAAGGCAGACCUUUUUUUUUUUUUCCUUCCUUUUUAGUUUUCACAUAUAAGAGGGAAAUUGCAGUACUUGUUUUUGUGUCUGGUUUUUUGUUUUGUUUUAACACAAUAUUCUCUAGUUCCAUCCAUUUUGUUGCAAAUGACAGGAUUUCACUUUUCUUUAUAGUUGAAUAAUACUCUCUCAUGUGUAUAAUACCAUAUAUUUUUUGUAUCCAUCCAUCUGUUGAUGGGCACCAAAGCUGAUUCUAUAUCCUAGCUAUUGUGAACAGUGCUGCAAUAGACAUGGACAUGCAGGUGUCCCUUUGUAUGAUUUUAUUUUCUUUGGACACCUACCCAGGAUCAGGAUACCCAGAUCAUAUGAUAGUUCCAUUUUCAGUGUUUUUGUGAAACCUCUAUGAUUUUCCUCAUGGUGGCUAAACAAAUUUACAGUCCACCAACAGUUUAUGAGUGUUUGUUUUCUUUACAUCUUAUCCAGCAUUUGUUAUUUUAGAAUAUAUUUUGGUUCACUUUUAUACAUAUCUUCUAUUAAGACUUGUACUUUCCCUUCUCUAGCACUGAGUUGUCACAGGGAAACAGCUGUUCGGCCAACUACACUUUCCAGCUUCCUGGUACUUGGGGGCUGUCAAUCAGCCAGUUCUUGCUGAUGGAACGAGUGGCAGUGAUGUGCUUCACUUCCAGUCCUGGCCUGCCUAAUAGAACCCUCUCCACAUGUUCUCUUUUUCCUUCUGGCUGUAGGAAUGGAGAUUCACAGGAUGACCUUGGAAGCACAUUUGUUAAUCAUAGAACUUCCAUCAGCCUGAGUUCUUAAAAAUGGAGAAAGGAGAGCUGCCCUGUUGGGUCGUUUGCCUGCCCAGAUUUGUUAUAUAAACUAGAAAUAAACUAUUAUGCUUGAUCCACUAAGUUUUGGGUUUAUGUUUUAUAAUACUUAGCUAAUACAAAGUCUGUGAGGAGUUAGGCUGUCUUUAUACAUUAAUGUGAUAUUUGAGUUUUUUCGGUGCCUGGGCUCUGUGGCCUCAUCUUUCUAAACAGAGUGGUUUUAGCAAGUGAC
This is a messenger RNA of Marmota monax (woodchuck), 5653 nucleotides long. It is a transcript of the gene Slc10a6, whose product is annotated as solute carrier family 10 member 6. Gene Ontology annotation, cellular component: membrane. The record is from RefSeq and is a predicted model, not a curated record. Gene Ontology annotation, molecular function: bile acid:sodium symporter activity. The transcript is spliced from 6 exons. Gene Ontology annotation, biological process: bile acid and bile salt transport. NCBI's taxonomy places the organism in Eukaryota, Metazoa, Chordata, Mammalia, Rodentia, Sciuridae. Bases 421 to 1545 code for a protein of 374 amino acids.